GUUCUGCUUUCCAGGCUCAGAACAACCCCUCCACAAUUAAGGACAUUGGUUACUAUGCACUUUCGGGUUCCGAUGUGCCAGCACCACCCCAAAACACUGCCGUGGGAGGCAAAGCAUCACUCCUGCCAAAGCGUACGCCUGUCUCGGACCGAGAGAUAGAGGCCAUAUUGUUGGGUGGAUGCUUUUGAUCUUUUCCAUCAGAUGUCGUGGAAAGAAAGCGUAGUGAUCGUUCGAUAUCUGGGUCGGUUUAGUUGUUAGCCAAAGACAUUGACCCAUACAUUUGUGGCAAACUUUUGCAUUCACCUAGAAAGUUAUCAGAAUCGUCUCGAUGUAGAUUCUAUUCUUGUAUGGAACUGUUAAAUCACCCGCCCCGGGUCGGGUGGAGAACAAAACGGCCAUUUCGUUGCUCGAAACUCCGAGCAGACAUUUUCGACCUUCUUUCUUGUCUCCUUUUCAUAAUUUAUCCAUGGAAGAUUUCUUAAGCUACAACAAUGAGUGAUUCUCUACAUGAAAUAUGAAAUGAAAAAUGGUGUGAUAUUUAAUCACUAA
Messenger RNA from Momordica charantia (bitter melon), 549 nucleotides. Lineage: Eukaryota; Viridiplantae; Streptophyta; Magnoliopsida; Cucurbitales; Cucurbitaceae. The record is from RefSeq and is a predicted model, not a curated record.